Exophiala xenobiotica is the source of this 2295-nucleotide messenger RNA. RefSeq lists its product as uncharacterized. Gene Ontology annotation, cellular component: Swr1 complex. The transcript has 2 exons. Gene Ontology annotation, molecular function: ATP-dependent H2AZ histone chaperone activity. The record is from RefSeq and is a predicted model, not a curated record. Gene Ontology annotation, biological process: chromatin remodeling. Bases 506 to 1954 code for a protein of 482 amino acids. Lineage: Eukaryota; Fungi; Ascomycota; Eurotiomycetes; Chaetothyriales; Herpotrichiellaceae.
AUAAACAGCCGGACAAUUAUCAAGUUCUACUGGCGCCAGACUUCCUUUCUAUCAUCCUGGUUCCCCGGAAGAUGACCCUGAGUCUUGCACCGGCCUGACCUCCCCUUCGUACCCGCUUAGCGCCAGCACAGACACAACAGGCUCUGCUUCCCUGUCUCGAACGCUCACAGCCAUUGUCACCAACCGAUCCUCGUCGUUUUCCCGAGUUCUUGCCUCCCUUUCUUGCUCCUCGAAAACUCUGCAACGAGUUCCAAACUCCUUCUCAACCCUCGCGAUCAACACCAUAACCGAACACUUUUCCGGCACGCCCCAAGUACGAACCCUCUCCAAGCUGCGGUGCUUGUUGGUCUCUGACCAAAGCUCGGACUCCGAUCCCAGACCAACGGUACUGCCCAGUGCGCAGUCAACUUUAAUAUGAAAAAGAAGGCCUUAGCUCUCCCACGACGACCGAUACGCUUCUGUUUGGAGGGAUAAGCAACUGCAACUUCCAGAGAGCUCUGCUCUCAUGGAGCCACCUCCACCUCCGCCGCCGCCGCAUGGCUCCAACCCUCAAGGCGGCGGCAGGUCUGGUGGUCUUCCAGAUGGCAGGUAUGACAUUUUUGUCAUACCGCCACAUUCCUCAGGCUCAGGCUUCCUCUAUCUACCUUCUUUACAGACACAACGGAAUAGUUUCCUGGCCGGAGUCUUCUGCACGGCCGCCACUUUCUUUAUCUACACGACGGCUGUACCCGUGGUAAAAGAAUGGCUGUUCAAUACCGUCAACAGUGGAGGAGGCGGAGUGUUCAUGCUCAUAUGCGGUGUGGCAGUGGUUGCUUGGGCAUUUGGGAAGACGCAAACCGAAUGGGCGCAGGCUGGACCGUCCAAUGGGCCUAGUUCUGGUACCGGUCCUGGUGGUCAGGCAGGAGGAGGUCAUACAGGAUUCAACAACGCUGGGUCUUAUGCCCAAUCUGGGCCGCCACCAAACACGCAUUCCGCGCCACCGCCGAAUUCUCCCCCUCCGCACUCUUCAUGGCAGAGACCACCACCUCAAGCCAAUACAAAAGCAAACACGACCGGGGCCAAGUCCAGCUGGGAAAAGGCAAGGGAAGAAACGAGAAAGAGAGAAGAAGAACGCAAGCGCGCCGAGGAGUUGAAGAAACGACGGGAAGAGCUGGAAAAAGAGCGUCAGAAACAAAGAGAAAAGGAUGCCCUAGAGAGGCUUGAGCGGGAGCGCAGAGAGAAGAAAGAACGUGAGGACAGGGAACGCGACCAGAAGGAGAAAGAGGCUGCCGCGGCCAAAGCAUCCGCUGAGGCCUCUGCGAAAGAGAGACAUCGACAAGCAGCAGAAGCAGGCGCCAGACGGCCUCCGAUGCCCACAGCAAAGACUGAGCAAGAGGAUGAUUCAUAUUCUUUUAGGCCUUACGACCGACCCCGGAGACCGUACAAGGCGAACUCGGCAGCAUCAAUGUACUCAGAAUCAUCGUAUGCCCCUUCAGAGAGCACGGUGAAGCCGACAGCUCCUCCCUCAGCCCGAGGACCUUACUCGACGAAAGACCCAGACAAGAUCAUUAUCAAGGGCGUGUUCUCCUUCAACAACGCCUUCAUGCGGACCCCAAUCUCACAGCUCGUUUCUGGUCAAGGUAACGUCACUGACGGACUUAUUCUUCGAAUCACCACCGAGGGUCUGUUCAUUGACGAUGAUGUGCGCGGCGUCCCGCAGCGUGAAUGGGAUGUGAAGGCUUGGACAAUGAAAUUAGCAGAGAGCUGCGAACUUGAUGGCAUGCAUGUUCUCCGGGCCAGCAUUCGGGACCAAGAAGGAAAGAAAUACGUUUUCAUUCUUUCCCAAAGUGAAGGAUGGAAGGUGGCCGUGGGACUUCAACGUCUCCGGAGAGGCAGUCAGGUGCGCGCACUGGGUGUUGCCGGCUUGCCUCACAAUGAAGCGAAAGCGAUCCUCGAAAGCCUCGGAUUUGCAUGAUCGAACCCGCAAGCGGAAAUGUUUCUUGUCUGUCAAGUGAUACCACCUAAAAGCUAUGCACAUUAUUGAGCGAGAUUGUGGGAUUUUUCAGUAAUCAAAGUCGACAGUUAGCGAGGCAUCAGCGACGGAGUUGUGUACAUUCAUUUGAGGGCGCCGGUGAUUGGGCUUCUAGUUGGAUUUGUUAUCAGACCACAUUCGCUACUGGGGCUACACAUUGGACAGGGGAGGCUCUCCAGGCGUGGACAAGUGGAAGUACUAUGAUAAUACUUGUUGGAGGGCCUGAGAUCCUGGGGCUGAAGUCGACCUUGCCAGACACAGGCCAAUGGCACAUAUGUCACUCA